This is a messenger RNA of Habropoda laboriosa, 619 nucleotides long. Its product is annotated as dual specificity protein phosphatase 19. The record is from RefSeq and is a predicted model, not a curated record. Lineage: Eukaryota; Metazoa; Arthropoda; Insecta; Hymenoptera; Apidae. Bases 41 to 619 code for a protein of 192 amino acids. Gene Ontology annotation, biological process: protein dephosphorylation; regulation of MAP kinase activity. Gene Ontology annotation, molecular function: JUN kinase phosphatase activity. Gene Ontology annotation, cellular component: cytoplasm. The transcript has a single exon.
GUUGUUACAUUUCUCCUCAAGUUACAUUUGUAGUUUGACAAUGGACUUAAACAGUCUAAUAAAAAGUAAAAAAUUACACUUAAAAGCUUGUAAAACUAUUGUAACGAACAUGCUUGGUCAAAAGUAUGAAGAGAUUAAUGGAGAAAAGAAAGAAUUACCCCCUGGAAUACCCUUUGUGAUAGAUAGUAAACCUGAUUUAGAGAUUGCAUGUGUAAUGCCUGGAUUAUUUCUAAGUUCGCAAGAUCCUGUUGUAUGCAAAGAGCUUUUAGAAAAAUACGAAAUUCGACAUAUUUUGAGCAUAGGUAUUGUCGCGCCUGUAAAAUUUAAUGAUAUGAAAUAUUACCAUUGUGAUUUGUUAGAUGUACCCGAGUCGAAUCUACUUAUAGCAGUGAACGAAUGUAUUAAAAUCAUACACGAAAAUCGUAAUGAAAAUAUUCUUGUACAUUGUAAUGCUGGUGUAUCACGUUCGCCAGCCAUCGUUAUUUCUUAUUUAAUGGCUCUUGAAAAUAUAUUUUACGAUGAUGCUUAUAAUAAAGUAAAAAUGAUAAGAAACUGCAUUAAACCCAAUGAAGGAUUUGUAAAACAAUUAAAAACAUUACAACUCCCGUUUGUAUUAUAA